AUGGCACGUUUCUUUAACGGGCUAAAUAUCGAGGUGCAGGAUCGUGUUGAGAUGGUGGUCUACUACAACAUACAAGAUCUUGUGCACCAAGUUGUGCUUGCGGAACAACAGAUUAAGUGGCGCCAAGUCAGCACAGUUCCCAGUAACACUUUGAACACAUGGCGACACUCGAAGCAUAAGAGUGAGGAUGUCGUUCCUAGCUCCAGGACGACAACAUCAAAUCGUUCUCAUGGUUCCGUGCAAAAGGAUGCUUCAAAAUUAGGACUGUCGAGGGUUGAUUCUAGUGCGCAGUCUACCACACAUACUAGUGACAUCGAGUGUUUCAAGUGUGGAGGAAGAGGACAUAUGAAGCGUGAAUGCCCUAAUGAGAAAAGAGUGUUGCUAACGAAAGAUGGCUAUGCAUCCGCUAGCGAUGAAGAGGUUGUUUCUGACACUUCUAGUGAAAAAUCUGAAGAUGUUGAAAAGGUGAUUUCGAGUUUUGAAGCUGCUGAAUCAUACCCAUCAUUGAUGGUGCAGCGAGUGCAAGAGGAUCGCAUUGAGGAUAAGGGGCAGCGUUGGAAUAUUUUUCAAACUCAGUGCAAAAUCAACAACACUAAUUCGCCACCGCUGUCGUCUCGUGCGCUCGCCGGCGCAGCAUCCGGCGCUCCGCCCGACUGCACCCACUGCUCGCCGCUCCCGCCCGCCGCCUGGCGCCCGCGCAGCUCCGCCCCUCUCCUGCUCUGGCCGCGCGCAGCGUGCGCGCUCGGUCACCACGACCAUGACCGCGCCCAGCCCCCUGUCGCUGCUACCCUGCCUAGCUCGCCGUGGCCAGCGGCCUUGCCGUCCCACUUCGGCCCCGACGCCCUCCCCUCUUCUCCGGCGGCUGCGCCGCUCCCCACUACCCCUCGCCUCGCUCCCCACCUCCGCUGCCGCUCUGCUACUCCGUCGUGCUGCGCGCUGCCGUCACCGCCGUCGCUCGCCCCUACUCCGCGCCACCGCACCGCCCGCAGCCCCCCUGCGCCCGCGCGGCCCGCGCGCACGCCGCCGCGCCUCCCUUCGCUCCGGCUGGCCUCACCGUGCCGCCUCGCUCCGGCCACGGUCGCCGACACCGGGCCUUGCCCGGCCCCCUUCACCGCUGGCCGCAACGCCCUAUCGGGCGGGCUGGCGCCCACGCCCGCUAGCGACCAAACCCGCCAAGGCCCCUAG
Molecule: messenger RNA, 1185 nt
Organism: Aegilops tauschii subsp. strangulata
Lineage: Eukaryota; Viridiplantae; Streptophyta; Magnoliopsida; Poales; Poaceae
Source: RefSeq, a predicted model, not a curated record